Messenger RNA from Vicia villosa (hairy vetch), 1014 nucleotides. RefSeq lists its product as uncharacterized. NCBI's taxonomy places the organism in Eukaryota, Viridiplantae, Streptophyta, Magnoliopsida, Fabales, Fabaceae. The transcript has 2 exons. The record is from RefSeq and is a predicted model, not a curated record. The coding region runs from base 1 to 1014 and encodes 337 amino acids.
AUGGGUCCGAUUAGUUUUAAUGGCACUCUUUUUCUAGAAUAUGAUAACAACUCUGAAAAUCAAAUGUUAAUCUUUUGGAACCCAACUACCACGGAAUUCAAGAUCAUUUACUAUGAAUCUAAUUGUUCAGGGGUUUGGUCCGAUCAUUAUCAAGUUGGUUAUGAUUAUCUUAAAGAUGUCUAUAAGAUGAUUAGGCGCACUCAUUGUCGUCCCAGAAGUAACCAUGGGAUUUCUUCCUUCUGGGAGAUAUUUACCCUAAACAAUAACUCUUGGAGGAAAGUUGAUGAUGAUUUUCCUCAUUCAAGUUUUGUUUACAGAGAAGUAUACCUGGAUGGAGCAUCUCAUUGGUUGGAUAAAACUUGGUUGGUGUCAUUUGACUUCAUCAAAGAAUCUUUCAUUACAACCCACAUACCUUUUGCUAGAGAUAUUUCUUUCUGUAAUUACCGUAAUUACGGUGAGAGGAUACUAUUGACAGUAUUAAAUGGAUCUAUUGCUUUUAUAGUAAAUUAUGAAGAGACAUCUACUUUUCAUAUUUCAAUUUGGGGGGAACUCGGUGUAAAAGAAUCAUGGACUAAACUCUUUAUUAUUGGGCCUUUGCCUUGCCUUCAGUUUCCGAUUGGAAUAGUUGGAUUAGGGAAGAAUGGAAAUAAAUUGAUUAGAAAGGAAGACAACGAAUUAGCUUGGUUUGAUUUAAGUACAGGGACAAUUGAUGAUAUUGGAGUUACAGCGCAAUCUCAUUGCAUGAUAUUAUUCCAUAAAGAAAGCCCUCUUCCAAUUGGAGGAAUAUAUAGUAAAGUUUCUUCUUGUUUUUCAGCUGCAAGAAAUAUGAUUCAAAUGCACAUCUUCAAGAGUAUGUCACAUGCAGCAAAUGCCGAAUUCAAGCUAUGGUGUGUAGCAGAUGAACAGAAUAAUGGUGGUUCUUGUUAUUUUAGGGGUGCUGCCAUGACAACAGAACUUGACCCCAGUAGAUGGCAUACAGAAGAACAACAUAAGAGGAGUGAAAAAAAGAAGUGA